This is a messenger RNA of Helianthus annuus (common sunflower), 1483 nucleotides long. RefSeq names its product alpha-amylase. Bases 129 to 1415 code for a protein of 428 amino acids. NCBI's taxonomy places the organism in Eukaryota, Viridiplantae, Streptophyta, Magnoliopsida, Asterales, Asteraceae. The record is from RefSeq and is a predicted model, not a curated record. Gene Ontology annotation, molecular function: calcium ion binding; alpha-amylase activity. The transcript has 4 exons. Gene Ontology annotation, biological process: carbohydrate metabolic process.
AAAAACAAUUAUUGGCCACUUACCGUGUUGUCUACGUAUCCAAUCAUCCAAAUCCAUCAACUUCCUUCAUUCCUAUAUGUUAAAUGUGUCAUCAAACCAGUCAUUACACACACAUGUAGCAGCAAAACAUGAGUCCAAUUGUUCUUAUCCGUUGUGUGAUCUUUGUCACGUGUUUUCUAGUAACUAUGCUCUCGGCUGCUCCUACGUUGUUGUUUCAGGGGUUCAACUGGGAGUCAUGCAACAAGCAAGGCGGAUUGUACAACUCCUUGGUUAACUCCAUUGAUGAUCUUGCGGCAGCCGGAGUUACUCAUGUUUGGCUCCCACCCCCCUCCCAGUCCGCUGCACCUCAAGGAUAUAUGCCAGGAAGGUUAUAUGAUCUGAAUGCAUCCAGCUAUGGAAAUGAAGAAGAACUAAAAUCACUUAUCAAAUCUUUCAAGAACAAGGGAAUCAAAGCGAUCGCUGACAUAGUUAUAAACCAUCGGACAGCCGAAAAGCAAGAUGAAAGAGGAGUGUGGUGUAUAUUUGAAGGCGGGACACCAGAUGAACGCCUAGAUUGGGGUCCAUCUCUUAUAUGCAAAGACGACAUUGAGUACUCCAACGGAAUGGGGAAUGCGGACACUGGAGAACCCUUUCCACCGGCCCCGGAUAUUGAUCACCUUAAUCCUAGAGUCCAAAACGAGCUAUCCGAUUGGAUGAAUUGGUUAAAAAUCGAUAUAGGUUUUGAUGGGUGGCGGUUUGAUUACGCAAGAGGGUAUUCUUCGAGUAUCACCAAGGUGUAUAUGACGAACACGUCUCCUGAUUUUGCUGUUGGAGAGUAUUGGAACUCGGUGGCUAUAGGGCCAGACGGGAAGCCGGAAUACAACCAAGAUAAGCAUCGAAAUGAGAUCAUGAACUGGGUGCAAGAAAGUGGUGGUGGUUCAUUGACAGCUUUUGAUUUUACUACAAAGUUUAUACUUCAAGCAGCUGUGGAGGGUGAGUUGUGGAGGUUGAUUGACCCAAAUGGUAAGCCACCCGGGCUGAUUGGAAUCUUACCGGGAAGCGCAGUGACCUUUAUCGAUAAUCAUGACACGGGUUCAACCCAAAAGAUUUCGCCAUUUCCAUCUGAUAAAGUUAUGCAAGGAUAUGCAUACAUCCUCACCCAUCCAGGCAUCCCAUCAUUGUUUUACGAUCACUUCUUUGAUUGGGGCCUAAAGGACGAGCUCACGAAGUUAUCCGCAGUAAGAGCAAGAAACGAGAUCACUGCAACAAGCCAAGUGAAGAUUCUCGCAUAUGAAGCAGAACUUUAUGUUGCAGUAAUCGACGAGAAAGUCAUCGUCAAAAUCGGGCCGAAGAUGGAUCUUGGAAAUCUUAUUCCUGAGAAUUUUAAACUUGCUACUUCUGGAGAUCAGUAUGCAGUAUGGGAGAAACUACCUUAAAUGUUAUGUAAUUUGUAACUAUUAUGACAAUAAACUCUAACAAAAAAGAAGAAGUCCAUUUGUGUUCA